AUAGCCCUAGCUAGAGGGCGAAAGAGAGAAGGAAAGAGGGCGGUCCAUCCAGGCAGCAGCUGCGCGCGUGACCCACACGAGAAUAUUUGGAGGCGUUCGUGGGCGUGGGGGCGUGUCAUGUGUGUGUGUGUGUGUGUCUGUGUGAGUGCGAGACAGUGAGACUGGAGAUAUAGCUAAAGAGGCGCAGCCUUUCUUUCUUCCUCACUCCCCCCUCACUCUCCCUCUCUUCCAGUCUUCCUCCCUGGGCUUAAGCUUAUAUUGCUGCUCCUUCUUCUUCUCCACCCGCCUUGAGUGACCGAGUCCCUGAGCUACUAGGUAGAAGCAGCGGGGUGUACGUGUGGUUGUGAGGGCCAUGGCUUUCCUUGUGGAGAGGUGCGGGGAGAUGGUGGUGUCCAUGGAGAUGGGCUCGGGGGCGGCGGGGGCGCACGGUGCCGGCGGCGUUGCUGGGAAGCCGGUGCCGGCGCCGUUCCUGACCAAGACGUACCAGCUGGUGGACGACCCCUGCACCGACCACAUCGUGUCGUGGGGGGAGGACGACGCCACCUUCGUCGUCUGGAGGCCGCCCGAGUUCGCCCGGGACCUCCUCCCCAACUACUUCAAGCACAACAACUUCUCCAGCUUCGUCAGGCAGCUCAACACCUAUGGAUUCAGGAAGAUAGUGGCCGACAGAUGGGAGUUCGCCAAUGAGUUCUUCAGGAAGGGAGCAAAGCACCUCCUCGCUGAGAUCCACCGGAGGAAGUCGUCGCAGCCGCCUCCGCCGUCAAUGGUGCCGCACCAGGCCGCGUACCACCACCACUACCACCUCGGCAACACCUUCUCGCCACCGCCGCCUCCACCGCCGGCGGCUCAUCAUCACCAUCACCCGGUGUACCAGCAUUUCCAAGAAGAGCCAGCGGCCGCGGCCACGUCGCACGGCGGAGGCAACGGCGGCGGCGACUUCCUGGCGGCGCUGUCGGAGGACAACCGCCAGCUGCGGCGGCGCAACUCGCUGCUGCUGUCGGAGCUGGCGCACAUGAAGAAGCUCUACAACGACAUCAUCUACUUCCUGCAGAACCACGUGGCGCCCGUCACGAGCCCCUCGUCGGCCGCGUUGCAGCGGCACCCGCCGCUCCCCGGCGCCGGCGCGGGGGUCGCCGCGUCCAACUCGUGCAGGCUGCUGGAGCUGGACAUGGACGUGGACCGGGACUCGCCGGCGGCUGAGGAGGACGACACGGUGAAGCUGUUCGGCGUGGCGCUGCACCACGGCAAGAAGAAGAGGGCGCACCGCGAGGAGCGCGGUGACGUCGUCGCCCAUGAUCUCGGAAGCGAGGUCUAGGCUGCUGCGCCGGCGAUCUCGCCCUCGAUCGGUCGUGUAUGUACAUAGAGAGGAGAGAGGAGUAGCUGUAGCUCGCUCGCUAGCUAGCUAGGUAGCUUUGCAGGCUUGGUUUCUUUUUGCGCGGGUGCUGGUCGAUUAGCUUGAGAGAUGAGUUAGGAUCAAUGAGGUCAUCGAGUAGUCUGCGAGAUGAGUUAGGAACGUAGGAUCAAUCAGGUCUCGAGUAGUUUGCUGCUUGCCAAGCCCUUGCACCAUUCUUCUUGAUAUGUUCUUUGCUGCCUUUGCCCCCAUGCAUGCACGAGGGCCUGCUAUCUUGCUCAUGCAAAAACUGGUUGCUCAAUGCUAUUAAGUGCAAAGUGUUCUCUUCUUUCUCUCA
This is a messenger RNA of Triticum urartu, 1688 nucleotides long. RefSeq names its product heat stress transcription factor B-4b. The record is from RefSeq and is a predicted model, not a curated record. NCBI's taxonomy places the organism in Eukaryota, Viridiplantae, Streptophyta, Magnoliopsida, Poales, Poaceae. Gene Ontology annotation, cellular component: nucleus. Gene Ontology annotation, biological process: regulation of transcription by RNA polymerase II. Gene Ontology annotation, molecular function: RNA polymerase II cis-regulatory region sequence-specific DNA binding; DNA-binding transcription factor activity.